GACUCCGCAGGACAUGCGAGCAGGGCUCCUUUUGCCGCCGCUUCAAGAAGUGGAUCGCGCGCCCAGGCACCAGUGAGCAGGCGCUCUGGUCGGUGCUGCCGGCCUCUAAGCACACGUUGCCCGACGGCGGCUUCGGCUGGGCGGUGAAGCACAGUGCGGAGGCCGAGCCCCACCUGCUCCUGAAGCUGAACCUCUACGAGUCGGGCAUGGUACGCAUGCGCCUGGACGAGAUCGACCCCGUGUUCCCUCGCCACGUCAUCCCGGCGGGCGACUGCGUCGCGGAUCCGCCGCCUGCCGCGGCGGCCAAGGCCCGCAGGGCGGACGUGAAGGGCAAGGCCGUCUUCGUGUUCACGACGACGGGCGGCGCGGAGGUGAAGGCCGAGCUUCAGUUCAGCCCCCUUGCGCUUGACGUGUACGCCGACGGCGUUCUGCUGCAGAGGCUCAACGCGCGGGGCUACCUUAACUUCGAGCGGUACAGGAAGCCUAAGGAGGUUCUGCCUCCCGACACCGCCAGCCCCGCCGCGCCGAAGGAGGUGGUGCUCGACUCCGCGGCCUGGCCAGACGUCGACACCAAGGGCCUCUGGGAGGAGGACUUCGGGGGCCACACGGACCGGAAGCCCCGGGGCCCCGCUUCCAUAGGCAUGGACAUGACCUUCGCGGGCGAUGUGCCGAGCCUCUUCGGGCUCCCGGAGCACAUGACCAAGGCGGCGCUGCCCUUCUACGAGGAGCCGUACCGCUUCUUCAACCUCGACGUGUUCGAGUACGAGAACGACGAGCCCAUGGCCCUCUACGGCGCGGUGCCGCUGCUCUGGGCGGUCCACCGGAACGGCGAGAAGUCGAUGACCUCCGCGUUCCUUUGGCCGCUCGAGCUGGGCCUGCCGCGCGGGUGCUCGCCGGCCGCGACCCCCCCACGGCUGCUGCGGCCCACUGGGCCGCGGGGCCCCAGCGAGGCAGGCGGGGCCCGCCGCUCCACGGCCUCGGCGGGGCUCGGCCCGCCGCUGCGCGGCCUGCGCGGGGCCCCGCGAGCGGCCCUGUCGCAGCGGGCCAGCAGCGCCCCGCCCGCCUGCGUGACCCAACCUGUCGUCGACUCGGAGGACCAUUGCGAGGACGCGGCGGAGGGAAGCAACUGCUUUAACGGGAUCAUGUGGCUCAAGCAGACUGGUUUCAGCAGGCACCCCGACUGGUACCCAGGGUACAGCUCCGAGUCCCUCUUCCAGGACGUGCAGGCCAUGCUCAGCGCAAAGGGCACGGGGCAGUGCCCGAAGCCUUGCAAGGCGACGUCUGCUGAGCGGAGGGAGUGGGCCGAGAUGGGCGUCGUGCCAAAUGCGGAGCCGAUCGGGUACAGAUGUCAGGACGCGGUGGAGGGCGACCGUUGCUUCCGCGCUGUCAGGUGGAUGAUGACAAAGGGUAUCGCGUUGCGCCCCGAGUGGUACCCUACCCUCAAUGCCAGCUCCACGAGUAUUGAGGUGCAGGGGGAGCUCAACCGCCAGGGCAAGGCCGACUGCCCCAGGCCUUGCACGGGCCAGCCUGUCGCCGAGAAGAAGCCGAAGAAGAACGCUACCAGCGUUGCGUACAAGCGCGUGCGUGACAUGACCGCCAGCGAGGUCGACAGGUACAUCAGGGGCGAGUGGGACGGCGCGGUGAACACUUCGACGGAGCCCGCGCUCGGCGCGGCCGAGCGGGCCGCCGCGGCCGAGCGGGCCGCCGAGGCGCUGGGCAUCCCCGAGCUCGCGCGCCUGGCCGCGGAGCUGGGCUGCGCGCAGGACGGCCGAGAUCCUGCGCGCGGCGGACGUCGACGUCGCCGCGGUGCUGAAGCUGCCGGAGGAGGUGCGCCAGAAGGCGGUCAUGUCCAGUGUCGCCCAUGCCGAUCUCGAGCGCCUGCGCCGCCACGCGCUGCCGAUGGUGGACAUGGAGGGCGUGCUGGUGGAGGGCCUCGAGCCGGCCAACGAGACUGUCCCGGACCGCGCGAGGUCGGCGACGUCGCGGCCGACGCUUCCGCCUCGGGCCUCCACUUCACCGAGGCGGAGGCGAAGGACCUCCCGGGCCCCGGCGCGCCCGAGGCCGCGCCGCCGGCGGAGGAGGCGACGAGCGCGACGGAGGAGAGGCCCACACACACCUCUCGGGUGGAGACGGAGGCCGAGAUGGAGGGUGGCACCCAGGAGAACGUGGCCAGCGGGGCUGUCGCGGACAGCGAGUCCCAGGAGGUCGCCAAUGCCACUGUUCAGGACACCGGGUCCAGGGAGGUGGCCGAAGUCACUGCCUCGGACAGCGCGACGGCGCCGCUGGCGGCGGAGGAGACGAACACGACAGUAGAGAUGGCGACACCCGCCACUGCAGUUGGGACGGAGCCUCAGAUGGGGGCUGGCACCAAGGCAGAUGUGGCCAACGGGAUUGUCGCGGACAACGCGUCACAGGAGGUCCUCAACCCGACUGCUCGGAGCACCAUGUGGGACACUAUGUGGCAGGAGGCGUCCGACUUCACUCCCUCGGACGGCGCGGCUGCGCAGCCGGCGGAGGAGGCGACGAACGCGACAGUUGAGGUGGCGACGCCCACCACUCCUGGUGCGACGGAGGCUGAGAUGGAGGCCGAGAUAGAGGCCAGCACUACAGUGGCCAAGAGGUCUGUCGCAGAUGGCGUGUCCCGUGAGGCCGUCAAUCCCGCUGCUCGGGACACCAUGUGGGACGUCAUGUGGCAGGAGGCGUCCGACUUCGCUCCCUCGGACGGCGCGGCUGCGCAGCCUGCGGAGGAGGCGACGAACGCAACACUUGAGAUUGCGUCGCCCACCACCCCUGUUGAGACGGAGGCCGAAGUGGAGGCCGACAUGGAGGCGGAGAUGGAGGCCGGCACCACCGCCUCGGGCCUCAACUUCACCGAGGCGGAGGCGAAGGAUCUCCUUGGCUCUGGAGCGCCCGCAGCCGCGCCGCCGGCGGGGAAGGCGACGAACGCGACGGUCGAGAUGGCGACGCCCACCGCUCAGGCCGAGACGGAGGCCGAGAUGGAGGCCAAGGACGUUGCCAGGAAGCUGGAGGAGCUGGAAGCGCAGAGUCAGGCCAGGGCCAUGGCCAAGAAGAAGAAGCUGGAGGAGAUCACCGCGAAGAUGGAGGCCAACGACCUGGAGAUAGAGUCCCCCGGUGACGCGGGGAGUGCAAGCGGAGACCAUAAGAAGAAGUGGCUCAGAUGA
Prorocentrum cordatum is the source of this 3182-nucleotide messenger RNA. The record is from the annotation of a GenBank genome assembly. NCBI's taxonomy places the organism in Eukaryota, Dinophyceae, Prorocentrales, Prorocentraceae.